AACCAACCGCAAAAUUUCUCGACAUGGCGUCUCCUCGACACCGCAAAACAACCUCUUCCCUUCCUCGAUACCGCGAAAUAACCUUACUCUCUUCCCCAAAAACAUCCCCUCCCACAGCAACUCCCACACACAUUCAAGAUGGUCUCCUUCAACUGCGAGUCCUGCAACGACGUGAUCAAGAAGCCCAAGCUUGACGCGCACCGCGGCCGUUGUCAUAACGCCGUCUUUUCGUGCAUUGACUGCUCCACCACGUUCCACGGAACAGAUUACCGCACCCACACCAGCUGUAUCUCUGAAGAACAAAAGUACCAGGGCGCGCUCUACCGUCCCGACAAGGGCAAGGGAAAGAAGGGCACCAACGCCAAGAAGGAGGACCCCGUUCCCGCUCCCGCCUCUGUCGCCGUUGUCAUCGAGAUCAAGGACGCCGAGAUGGAGGACGCCGAGCCUGUUGUCGAGGAGGCUCCCAAGAAGGCCAAGAAGGAAAAGAAGGCCAAGAAGGAGAAGGCUGUCAAGAAGGUCGAGGAGGUGGCACCCGUCGUCGAGGAAGAGGCUAAGGAGGAGGCCCCCAAGGUCGAAGCCCCGAAGGAGGACAAGGUCGAGAAGAAGUCUAAGAAGAGUAAGAAGGAAAAGGUUGAGAAGGUUCCUGUCGCUCUUGUUGCUCCUGUCGCUCCUAUCAUCGCGGCUGAGGCUGAGGCCGCGGCGCCCGUCGAGAAGAAGGACAAGAAAGACAAGAAGCGCAAGCUCAAUGCCGACGCCGAGACCGACCUUACGUCUGCUGCCACUUCCCAGGCUCCCGCUAAGAAGUCCAAGAAGGAGGGUGAGACUGACAAAGUCGAGUCCAAUGGAGUCACCAAGAAGGCCGUCCCCUCGCCUGCCGCCGCCGAGGCUUUUCUCGAGCAGAUCAAGACCGGACGCCCUCUGUCUUUCCAGAAGGCGAUCGCUCGCGUCGAGAAGGACCUUGGCGACAAGUUCAACUCCGAGGAACUGUUUUCCAUGCUCCGCCUCAAGCGCGAGAAGGAUGGUAGCAUUGUCAUCGCUGUUGCCAGUGCUAAGGAGGGGAAGAAAUGAUAGACGAUUUUAGAAGUUCAUCCAGAUUCUACAUAGUGUCGAGGGUCUGUUACCUGUAUGAUACCGGCUUGCAUUUGUUUGGGGUUCUGUGCGUGGAGUUUCGAUGGUGUUCUUACAAAAGUUUGGGUUUCUGUGGGAGAGUGUGCCUGUAUUUAAUGCCCCCCAUUGUUGUACCUAGCAAUUGAGUGUUGUUACC
Molecule: messenger RNA, 1264 nt
Organism: Tricharina praecox
Lineage: Eukaryota; Fungi; Ascomycota; Pezizomycetes; Pezizales; Pyronemataceae
Exons: 3
Coding region: 139-1068 (309 amino acids)
Biological process (GO): rRNA processing; negative regulation of transcription by RNA polymerase II
Cellular component (GO): nucleolus
Molecular function (GO): DNA binding
Source: RefSeq, a predicted model, not a curated record